Messenger RNA from Lingula anatina, 705 nucleotides. Its product is annotated as coadhesin-like. The record is from RefSeq and is a predicted model, not a curated record. NCBI's taxonomy places the organism in Eukaryota, Metazoa, Brachiopoda, Lingulata, Lingulida, Lingulidae.
AUGUACUUAUAUUGCCCUCCAGUUGACGGUGGAUGGUGCACGUACAGCGAUUGGAGUGAUUGCUCAGUGACUUGUGAAAACGGCACCCAGACACGCUCUAGGGAGUGCCAAUGUCCUGAACCCGCUCACGGUGGCGCCACCUGUGUGGGUGCGACAACCGAGACACAGUCUUGUAGUGGCCCCUGUUGCCCAGUGGAUGGUUAUCUGAGCGAUUGGUUACCGUGGUCUUCUUGUUCUGCUACCUGUGGACUGCCAGGAACAGUGACUCGGUCACGUACCAAGGAGUGUAUAUAUCCCGACCCAGAUUGUCCUGGUGAUGACUGUGGCCAACUUCCGGAAGAAUAUGAAAACUGCACCCAAAAGCCGUGUUGUACAACAAGUGGUGGAUCACCGGGUUCAUUCCAACACGACAGAGGAAAUAGGCUUCAUAAUAUUAGCGUGAAUUUCCAGGGAGCUAACACAAAUGACAAGUAUGUCACCUUUAGAUGUGGGAUUGUGCUGAUUGAAAGUAUCCAAAACUAUGAUGAGACCUAUGUUGCUGCAGUGCAGGCUGCCGUGACCGACGUAUGUACCGACCAAUCACGUCCGGUUUGUCACGUGACAAUCCCUGCCCCUUCCGGCUGCCCCUGCCAAGUAAUGAUAAACUACAUGUGUUGCGAUGAAUUGUAUUAAAUGAGAAACGCCAGGACUUCAAAAAUGCUGGAU